Molecule: messenger RNA, 5425 nt
Organism: Chinchilla lanigera (long-tailed chinchilla)
Lineage: Eukaryota; Metazoa; Chordata; Mammalia; Rodentia; Chinchillidae
Product: chromosome unknown open reading frame, human C14orf132
Exons: 2
Coding region: 217-468 (83 amino acids)
Source: RefSeq, a predicted model, not a curated record
CGCCCCCUCGCCCUCCGCAGCGGGAGCCCAGCGACAGCCGGGGGCACCGUGUGGGCUCGGGGCGCCGCCACGCCGGGGCUGGUGAGGUCUGCGCGGGGGUCCGGGAGCGCCUGCUCGUUGCUCGACCUGAGCCCGGCGGGCGGUGUGGACAGCUGGAGCAGCCCCAGCAGCAGGGAGGACUCGAGCGCGGGCGGCGGCCCGAGCAGCGGCGACACCAUGGAUCUCUCUUUUAUGGCCGCACAGCUGCCCAUGAUGGGAGGCGCGUUCAUGGACUCGCCCAACGAGGACUUCAGCACAGAGUACUCCCUGUUUAACUCUUCCGGCAACGUCCACGCGGCCUCCAAUGGCCAGGGCCAGCUCGAGGAGCCUCCUCGGUCCUCCAAUGACGCCGUCUUGCUGUGGAUUGCCAUCAUAGCCACGCUGGGGAACAUCGUGGUGGUUGGGGUGGUGUACGCCUUCACCUUCUGAGGGGACAGAGUCCCCGGCUGUUCCGGGAUGGCCCCUCUGUGCCCGGCUGAGGCUUCCUUUGUGGCCAUCUUGCUGUUGGCUUUUGGCCCCACCCAGGUUCUAGAACCAGGAGUUCUGACCACUUGAGUGGCCUUUCCGUGGGCAGCCGCCAUGCAUCUGGAAUUUCCCUGCCAGUCCUGAUUUCAAAUAUUCUGGGCCACAGUCAAGUGGAUUCCUGAGUGUGGAAGCCUGGACUCAGCUCCUGGAGACGUGGCAGGACAAGGCCUCCAGAGAACUGGCUGGGGAGUCCUUGAAAUGGUGGUUCCAGACCACGAGACCAGGAGGAACAGCCGGGUGGGGUUAAAAUGUAGACAUGAUUUGGUGAUCGCUUGCUAGCAGUAAAAAUCACUUGUAUGUCUUGGUUUUAUGCAAACUUGUCAAAGUGGUGUGUGGGUACAGGGGCAGGAGCAGCCCUGAGAGCCUUGGGGUUCCUGACCCAAUCUUGGUUUCUUGUCCAGCCCCUUCAAACAUUAAUGGUGAUCUUGGAGGGCCAUAGAGGGUUCCUAGUAAGACUUAGAAGUGACACUUUGUCAUCUGGAUCCCCCUCGGACUCACACACAUCAGGAAACGCAGGGGGAGGGUUACAGUAGUGAGGUUUGUGGGUGGUUGCUAGUGGCCUUUUCUCUGCGGAUGGAUGUGCUGAUCUUUUCAAGAAGAGGAGAAGAUGCCUUCAGCAGUGAGACCUGCCAGCCCCUCUUCAGUCACCCCCUUUUUCUCUGAGGAAUCACAGAACGAGUCUUCACACCCAGUUACUGCAUGGAUGGGAUGUGAGUUGCCUGUGGUCCCAGGGUGGGUGAGUGAAAGAGAACAGAAGGCAUCUCCUUACUCUGCACCCCGGCUGGGCUCUGCGGUGGGCAGGUCCCCACCUUGGCAGGUGUGUGGCAGGAACGUGAGUGUCCAGGGGCACCAACAGCCAGACGCGCAAGCUGGGCAGGUCACUCAGCACCUGUGUUUCAGAUGUGGUUCUGACUAGGUGUGCGCUCGCCUGCAGCUUUGAAGGUGCUUCUGCCCAUCCAGGUUCCUUAAAUUCUUAAAAGGUUGCAUGUGGGGGUUCCCUGCAAACAAGGAAGCUCUGCGCUCAGACUGGAGCAGAGUAGCACGUCCUGCAGCAGCAGUUUGGGACGACUGCUUUUCUUCUCUAGGAGAGGUCUCGGUGCCUCUGUGGUCUCCAGGGACGUGAGUGCUCUCAGUGACAGCAAAGCGCCUUCCUUGUCGCCAGGCAGACACUGGGCUGGGGAGCCGCGAGCUAAUAGGAUUACCAGCCUGGCCUCCAGACAGUGCCACGGUCGGCUGCUGGCUCUUAUUAGCCCCAGCCACACAUCCACGCACAAGUGCAUGAGCUACAGUGGAAGCUGAGUGCAGAGCCAGCUGACCUCGGCAGCCAGUGAGAAAGGAAUCAUGCCUGGGCUGGGCCAGGAGCUACAGUGGCUUGAGGUUGUUCGCCCUGGGUGCCUUUGGAGAGCCCUGCACAUCCCACUGGGACUCCCUUGAGCUAGAACUUUCCUAGAUAGAUGUCAGCAUGGGGAACGCAAGGAGCUGGGCCUGGGGGAGGUUUGAUCUCUUCAAGGUUACUCCAGCACAGCGCCCUCUGGCCCUUGUCCCAAGGGAGCCUGUGACCCUGUAAAGCAGCAGUCCCCUCCCCCACCUCCUGUGCUUUCCUUGUCUGCUUUUUUCUACCAUCACAGAUUUUUACGCCCUGCAGCUGCACCCAUGGGGCUCCGUCUCAGCUCUAGGGCAAGGGAGAAAUAGAGACCUGACCUCGAGCCCCAGUGUCCCGUUCAGGCACUGGUGUAGAUCACAGACCCACCCUCCAUCCUGAUGUUGACCCAGUACCUAGGCAGCCGCCAGGCUCGGCGGAGGACAUCAGUUUCCUGAGGCCGUCCAGCAGAAAGCCAGGAGCUUGGAACCCAGGCUCUGAGGCCACUGAACCAUCCUGCCUUUUGUGGCUGUGUGGUUCUGCCAGGGCCUGAUCUCCAGAGGCUGUUUCCUCAGGGGCCACUUCAUGGGAUGACCUGGGCCAGCUGUGGCUCCGCUGGGUCCCUGAUGUCCUCAGAAUGGGGCGUGUCGGACCUCCUGCUGCUUCCCUCUCUGCCCAGACUCUACCGCUGCAUGAGACUGGCCACGUAGGCCUCCCUAGGGCUGCAGCGAGGUUCCAAAUGGCUGGUUUGCUUAGCGUGCAGAGGGUCCUGGCUGAGACCGGGGAGCCCCGCAGACUGUGCACACGUGGAAGAAGCCUCCUCCAGUCAGAGUCAUGGGACCCACACGACACAGGCCUUUCUCUGGGCCCCAGGCUGUCUGGAGCAGGGGACAUGCGUCCUCUUCUUUCAGACCUCAGCCAGGGCCCUGUUCUGCCGUUUCCCUGAAUGAGGUAGAUCCCCAACCUCCUUAGAUUUGAGGGUCAGUGCUGAGGAAGGAGAGGGUUUACUUCUCCAGGAGAAGGGUGUGCAUUUGGUAGAAGGUUGAAAAGAAAAGGAGACCCCUCCCCGCCUACUUUGGAGAGAGGCCUGUAUCUCCACGUUGAAGCCCCCAAGUCCCAGGGAGUGUGCAAGGAAGACAGGCUAGCACCAGGCAACUGUGACCACAGGCUGGCUUCCAGCCCUGUGCUAAGUGGUGGGCUUGGAUAUUCUCUAGACCAUGUUAGUAUUUAUCAGGACCUGUCCCCAGAGCCAAGAGAUUGGGCCACGUGUGCGUGUCAUCAGAGUGGCCACUUGAUCCCUUCCAGGCAAAAGGUCCCCUCUUCUGCAGGCCCGGGGCUCCCUCGUGAUGAGCAGAGCUGUCACUGGCUACUGUUGCCCAUGGCUGUUUUGCACAUCUUCCUUGCGUUGUGUGCUCUUGUGCGAAUCUCUUGUGUUGCCCAAAUCUCCCCUGCGGCAGGUGUGAGGGUGCAGGGGGUGCACAUUAAUUCUCCUAUUUUCCUGUCAAGAAAACUGAGGCCAGACCCUCUGUCUGAGAGCCCAAGGAAGGAGCCAAGACCCAGCCGCAGGCUGGUGAGCACUGCCCUGCAGCUUCCUGUGCCCGCAGCCUCGGCCAUGAGCCCUCUGGGAUGGCACUUCAGAGGCUAGAGCCCGGGUUUGGUCCCGGUGAGCCUGCAGCCAGAUCGCCAGCGUCGAGUGUAAGUGUGAAAGGGGUAGGCGGCUGUGCACGUGUGCUUGGUCUCAGCUCUCACAGCAGAAUGGGCAUAGAGAGCACCUGAUUGCAACCUUUAAUGUUCAAGAAGAGCAGCUGAGGCCACCCAGAAAGUCCAUGGCCAGCCAGCUUUGAGACGGGAUUGUGUUCUCUGCCAGCUGUCCCCAGGUCCCCUUGGCUGAAUCCUGCAGAUGUCCACGAUUGUCUCCAGAGCAAGUCCCAGGGGUGGGCUGCCUUGCUGACGGGGAGGCCUAGGUUUCUAUGCACAGGAGCCCUGGAGAAGAGCAGGAGGCUGAAUAGUCCACAUUCACCUGUCCCAACCUCUCCCAUCCCAGUGUGUUCCUCAGGCCUUGCCCAAGGCCACUCAGUGAGACAAGAGGACAGGGUAGGUAGACUGCACUGUGAACUCAGGGACAGGGAGCGCUGUUCUAUGGGGCCGAGUAGCCCCUGGGUCCCCUGUGCCAAUCUCCCCAGCUGUUUUUCUGCCAAUAUCUUAGUGAGCCAGAGAACUGGCACUUACCAUUCAAAGCAUUCCCCCGGAAAUGGCGAUCUCCGUGGUCUGACAGAGCUCUGUGAGCUGGUAGGAGGGCACUUCAACCCCAGACCUUGAGGAAAUUGAGUCUCCAGGAAGUGUGAGAGUGAGGCCAGGCUGAGCUAGGGAGCAGAGGAGCAGGAUCAUGAACCCCGGGCUUCUAACCUCAAAGGUUCUGACUCCAACCAGCCUGUGUUCUCAGCUGCUGGCACUUGUGUCCUCCAGGAGACAUUUGGCAAUGUCUAGAGACCAUUUUGGCCGCCAUAACUUAGAGGGGCGCUAGUGACAUCUGCUGGAUGGAGGCCAGGGUUGCUGCUUAACAUCGUAUAAUGCUCGGGCCAGCCCCCGCACGGAGAAUGAUCGGGGCCCCCAAAGCCAGUCAUGCUGAAGUUGGGAAACCCUGCACUAAGUCAUACUAUCUUUGAUUUCAAAAUUAUGGUUUUCCCCAAAGUUUCACUCUUCCUCAUCUGUGAGUCACUGAGUAAAUCAGAGCCCUUCUGAGCAACAGCAGUGAUCAAGGGUUCACACAUUUCCAGUGAAGAGCUAGGAUCUGGAAUUCCUCAUGAGUUGGACUGGACUUUGGAAACCCACCUGAUUCUACUCUCUGGAGGACCCCCAGCCAGAAUGGAGACUGCUCCACAAAGAGAAUGGAUGGAGUGCUGAGGCUGAACUUGCCCCAUAGUGAGGUGUCUUUGGGGGACCUCCAGAGGCAGGUCUCCAUCAGCAUCUCAAGGAGCGCCAUUGUCGGGGAGCUUGGGACAGGGGCGUGGGAGAUGAUAACAGCUGUUGGACAAAUCUGCAUCUUAUUUCUGACCCUUUCCCACCUGCCCCACCCAAGCUGAAUGCGUACUAAGUACUCUUUCUACUAUUUCAACUUUUACAGAAUCCUUAUUCUUGUAACUUGCCCACUGCGUAUACCAACUCUCCAUACUGAGAGAGCCAGAAAUGUUUCUAUGUCUUACUAACAUUUUCAUAAUCAACUUGUAAAAGUAUGCCGUUUCCUUGAUAUGAAAGUAUUUUAACUACUCUCGUAGGCCUUUGCUACUGCAGCACCUGGUUUGACCAUGUGACUACUGGCUUUUCCUACAGUGAAAAAAAAGGCUCCUUCUUAAUGUGGGCCUUCCGUGUGCUCUUUAGACUAAAACUCUGUAACCUCCGGGAUGUCAAAAUGUGGCAGUGAAAUCACUCUUUGUUAACGUUAUUGCUGUGGUUGUCAUUUUCUAUUAUGAUAAUUAAAAAAAGAACAAAGGAAAGCUUUCA